GACACUCCAAUAAAAGUUGCAAAUAAAAUAUGAAUAUAAAUUAAUACGUUUCGCAAAAUAUAAAGAGUUCCAAUCAACUAUUCAAAACAUUAAAAGGUCGCGGACACGCAAAAGCAAGUGAUAUGUCAACAACAACUAUUCAACACGUGAAAACAACAUUUCGUUCACAUUUUUUUUGUUGGCGCAUUUUGGGUUUUUUACCAACGAAAAAAUAUCGUCUACUCUAUCAAACCUAUGCUAUAUUUUUGAACAUUAUGGUGACGAUCGUCUAUCCAGUACAUUUGAUAAUUGGUCUCAUCUUAAGUACAACUUUAUAUGAUGCAAUUAAAAAUUUGGCUGUGGCGGCAACAGUGGUUUUAUGCAGCAUUAAAACCAUUAUAGUCUGGUUGAAACUUGAGAAUAUUGAAAAUAUGUUUGAUAUUAUUACGCGACAAAAUAAACGUAUUUCUUUGUAUAAAGAUGAGGCUAACUACUUUACAAAUGUGAUUUUAAGAGAUUUAAAUCGUAUAUGGAAAAUGUUUAUGCUCUUGUACUCAACUGCUGGAUUGUUUGGAGAACUAUCGGUGCUGGGAAAUGGUUUAUGGGGAGACUGGCGUUUAAUGUAUCCCGCCUACUUUGUUUUUGAUCCCUAUGAAAACUCUACGUUCUACAUUGUGGCUCAUGUUUAUCAAUUUAUUGGUGUGUCAUAUAUAGUAAUACAGGAUAUAGUCAAUGAUUCCUUUACCACCAUGCAUUUGGCUUUAUUGAGUGGUCAGUUGCGUACCUUUAAUAAAAGAUUAGCCAAGUUGGGUGGCGACCCAAAAAAGACAAAAAUACAAAAUAAUCGGGAUUUAUUGGACUGCAUACAGGAUCAUAAAGAUUUAAUGGAGUAAGUUAUUUAUUUAACUCAAUAAACAAAAAGUUGAGUUUUCUUUAUCUCGCUCUCUCUCUCUUGCUAUAGAUAUCGUCAAAAAUUGGAGGAGAUUGUCUCGUUCUAUAUGUUUGUUCAGAUACUCUUUACAAGCAUUAACAUCUGUACUAUUUUGGUAUUUUUGAUACUCUUUGC
Molecule: messenger RNA, 1045 nt
Organism: Lucilia cuprina (Australian sheep blowfly)
Lineage: Eukaryota; Metazoa; Arthropoda; Insecta; Diptera; Calliphoridae
Product: odorant receptor 33b-like
Exons: 1
Coding region: 123-872 (249 amino acids)
Biological process (GO): sensory perception of smell; detection of chemical stimulus involved in sensory perception of smell
Cellular component (GO): plasma membrane
Molecular function (GO): odorant binding; olfactory receptor activity
Source: RefSeq, a predicted model, not a curated record